UCUCGGCAAAAUGGACCCCAUGAGAAGGAAAAUGGAGAAAAAACAAAGAAAACUACCGUCAGAAUUUGAACAACAAAACGAAGCCCAGCAGAGACCGGAGAUCCUUCUUUCACGUGCCUCGUCAAAAUCAUGUCACCCGCCGUGUUUCGUGGCGUCAGUAGAAACUAGAAAGGCGGCUGCUUUACAAAUACCCAGAGAAGAAGAAGGAAGGAAGGAAGACUGGUAAACCUUUCCUUAGAAGUUUACUUCAUCAGUUCAUCUGGGACCAGAAGAGUAUGCGAAGGUGCCCAUGGUUGAUGCUGUGAGUCUGAACUGGAUCUUUCUCUUCAAUGCAACUAGUUCUGUAGUUUAGCCCAGUGUCCCGUUCGUCUGUGAAGAUGUGAAGAGAAAGAUUUUUUCUGGGUAGAGGGAAGAAAAGCGGUCAGACAGCAAAGGUGGAAGCUUUUGGUUGAUAGGGAAGAUAUCUGGUCUGUGGAUACACCCUAUUCCACAUUCUCCUUUCCCCCAGUUGGGUUUCAUUUAAAGUAUUCAUUCAUAGGGGGUAUCGCCCUUCCACAGUGAACAAAAAUAGAAAGAAAGUUAGCUUGCUUUCAGAGGAUUCUCCGGUCUUGUGUAUAUCAUCGCCGAGUGGGGAUGUACAAGAAAUCUCAGAUAGACAGAUUAGUAGUAGUACUGUAAUGCUGGUUUCUUUUUCGUCAUCGAGAUUUGCGGGUUCUGGUUUUCAGCCAAGCUGGAGGAACUCGGAAGAAGAAGUUGAGAUUUUGAAGGAAAGGUUAUUUGCAAGGAUCAGAUUGUUGCUCUGCGGUGGUGGUGGUGGUGGUCAUGGCAGAAGAAAACCAGCAGGGGACCUUGGAGAAUACAAGAGAAAUGCGCUCAUUAGCUUUGACUCCCACAUGGUCAGUUGCAACUGUGCUAACAAUCUUUGUGGUUGUCUCCUUGAUCGUGGAACGGUUAAUCAAUCGCCUGAGUAAUUGGUUGCGGAAAACUAACCGAAACCUCUGCUUGCUGCUGUGGAGAAAAUGAAAGAAGAGUUGAUGUUGCUUGCAUUCAUAUCACUUUUUCUCACUGCAUCAUCCAGCCUAAUUGCUAAUAUUUGCAUCCCAUCAAAGUUCUACAAUAGUCGUUUUGCUCCUUGCACCACGGCUCAGAUUGAUGAAGAGAUGGAAGAGAACUCCAUUUCACAGGGUCGCAAACUAAAUACGGUUUCUGGCACCCAUCUCCGUAGGAUUCUGAAUAGCUUGGAGCGGAAUACUUGCCAUGAGGGACAUGAACCAUUUGUGUCGUAUCAAGGCCUUGAACAGUUGCAUCGCUUCAUCUUUGUCAUGGCUAUCACACAUAUAUCUUACAGCUGCCUGACAAUGUUGCUGGCUAUUGUCAAGAUCCAUCGGUGGAGGCUGUGGGAACUUGAGGCUUAUAUGGACCGACACGAUGUCUUAACAGAAAUCACAAGGGAGAAGACAUUUCAAAGGCAAACCAGUUUCAUCGGAUAUACUCCAUCAAGCCCUUUCGCGAAGAGCAGGGUUCUCAUGUGGGUGACAUGUUUCUUUCGACAAUUUGGGCAUUCAGUUGUUCGGUCAGAUUACCUUAUUCUCCGCAGAGGCUUUAUCACGAAUCACCACCUUACUCACAGAUAUGAUUUUCAUGGCUACAUGAUUCGCUCCAUGGAAGAGGAGUUCCAAAGGAUAGUUGGUGUUAGUGGUCCUUUGUGGGGAUUUGUCGUUGCUUUUAUGCUUUUCAAUAUAAAAGGUUCUAAUCUUUAUUUCUGGAUAGCUAUCAUUCCUGUAACUCUCGUGCUUCUAGUUGGAGCAAAGCUACAGCAUGUGAUCGCGACCCUGACAUUGGAGAAUGCUGGCAUUUCUGGCUACUUUGCUGGACGAGAGCUGAAACCUCGAGAUGAUCUUUUCUGGUUCAAAAAGCCAGAAUUACUGCUAUCGUUGAUCCACUUUAUUCUAUUCCAGAAUGCAUUUGAGCUGGCUUCGUUCUUUUGGUUCUGGUGGCAAUUCGGAUACAAUUCCUGUUUUAUAGUGAACCAUACUCUCGUUUAUAUACGACUCAUUUUGGGGUUUGCUUGUCAGUUUCUUUGCAGCUACAGUACCUUGCCUCUGUAUGCUCUAGUUACUCAGAUGGGUACAAAUUACAAAGCAGCAUUGAUCCCACAAAGGAUAAGGGACACAAUCCAUGGGUGGGGCAAAGCUGCUAGGAGAAGGAAGAGAAGACAUGGAUUCACCGACGACUCCACCAUACGCACCGACACAAGCACAGUGAUAUCGCUCGAGGAUGAAGACAAUCAUCAGCUUCUCGAUCCUCCUGCUGACACGAACCCUAUUCCAGGAGGGAAUGACCAUCACAUAGAGCUGCAGCCAGCUUCUGCUCCUGAUUCCCUCCAAGCCAGUCCUCUUGGUCAUGUUCCCAACGAAACUUCAUCCCGAGCUGGCACCCCACUCCUAAGACCUUCUGCCUCCUACAUUGCUUCCCCAGUCGCUUCUAGAGUCGUGGUCGAGGACAGUUUCCCUAGGGCAGCAUCUAUGCCUGCUAGUAGAAGAUGAAUGAAGCAAGAAGGAUUGUAGUAGGACAGCCAGUUGUAGAUCAGUAAGGGAGAGUUCGUUCGAACUGCUCUUCCCUCCGUUAUCAUGUAGAGGAGUCGAGAUGUAAAUUUGUCGAAUUUGUAUUGCUAUCAUGGGUACAUACACACUCAUGGUUUUUGGAGCUUGAUUGUACCUGUUUCUCUGUAUGUGUAUGUAACGAAAAUGGUGCGAAUGCAAAGCUCUCGUUCUGAAACAUUUAUCCCCAUUCAUAUUCAUUUAAGUAACAAGAGUAAAUAGAAUCAUUCUGGGAAAUGUGGAAACCUUACAACAGUUGAGAAUGUGCAGAAACUGAAGCAACAGACAUUAUUGUUUUAUUAUUAGCUAGUGAUAUGAUAUUUUCCUUUAUUGGUCUUUGUGUAUUUGUGGUUGCAGAAGCAAAUUUGUUUCAGGGAUUAAUGGCUGCCGGGUUGAAGUUGGUGGUCCAUCCGCAUUGCUGAGAACACUGUUGGCUGCAAACACAACCUCCGGCCCAUGGGCCGUUACCAGGAGGCCCUGAUGGGCUGCCACAAUUAUUACCAGGCCCAGGAGCUGUUGGAGGAUAUGCUGGGCCGCCAGGAGGACCGUACGAGCCGCCACCACUGCCGCUGCCGCUGCCAGAACCGGCACCGUUGCCGCCCCCGCCACCAGUAUUGCCACCGCCGGACCCACCUCCUUCAUUACCAGCUCCGCCACCAUUAUAAUCGCCUCCAUUGUUGCCGCCGCUCCCACCUUCACCGCCAGACCCACCACCGAAAUUACCACCGCUUCCAGCUCCACCGCCGGACCGACCUCCUCCAUUUCCAACUCCACCGCCAUUAUAAUCUCCACUACCACCGCCGCUACCGUUGCCGCCCCCACCUCCACUGCCAGACCCGCCACUGUUGCCGUUGCCAUUCCCUUCUCCACCACCACCGCUAGAUCCGCCACCACUGCCGCCGCCAGAGCCGCCACCACUGCCGUUGCCGCUCCCAUUUCCUUCCUCACCACCAGUACUACCAGACUCGCCACUAUUGCCACCACCGCUGCCGCUGCCGCUUCCGCUUCCUCCACCACCACCGAUACCGCUGCCGCCCCCAAUUCCCGAACCAGACCCUUCACUGUUACCACCGCCGCUCCCUCCUCCGCCAGCAGAUCCGCCGCCGCUACCACUUCCGCUGCCACCUCCCCAGCCAGAUCCGCUACCGCUGCCGCUCCCAACUCCCCAACCAGACCCUUCACCGUUACCACUUCCGCUCCCACUUCCAGCACCAAAUCCUCCACCACCGCUGCCGCCGCUACCAGCUCCCGAGCCAGACCCUUGGUCGUUACCGUUGCCGUUACCGUUACCACUCCCAGCUCCCGAGCCAGACCCUUGGCUGUUACCGUUACCACUCCCAGCUCCACCGCCAAAUCCACUCCCACCGCUGCCGCUGCCAAACCCUUCACCGCCACCGCCGCCAGAGCCACCCCCACCGCCUCCACCGCCACCGCCACCGCUGCCACUCCCACCACCAGCGCCGCCUCCCUCCCGUCCCGCCACCUCCGCCGCCGCCGCUCCC
Molecule: messenger RNA, 4102 nt
Organism: Linum tenue
Lineage: Eukaryota; Viridiplantae; Streptophyta; Magnoliopsida; Malpighiales; Linaceae
Source: the annotation of a GenBank genome assembly